Molecule: messenger RNA, 2661 nt
Organism: Motacilla alba alba
Lineage: Eukaryota; Metazoa; Chordata; Aves; Passeriformes; Motacillidae
Gene: NRIP2
Product: nuclear receptor interacting protein 2
Exons: 6
Coding region: 530-1294 (254 amino acids)
Biological process (GO): proteolysis
Molecular function (GO): aspartic-type endopeptidase activity
Source: RefSeq, a predicted model, not a curated record
ACAGGCGGGCACACACACGGACACGGACAGGGACAGGGACACGGACACGGACACGCGCGGUGCGUGCGCGCAGCCCGCCGAGGUAAGUCCAGCCCCCAGCAUCCAGCGGGGCCAUCCUCCUGCUGCUGGAUUUUUCCAGCCGGAGCAUCCUGCCGGCUCUGCCGUGAUUUAUGGAAAGCGGUUUCUGACGCGGGGCUUUUUCUAUUACGACACGGACCCACGGACUGGAGGAGGCAAAGCUGCAGUCAGGGCAGGAGAAGUGAGGGAGGGGAAGAGGCGGGAGCAGAGGGACACGGAGGAGUGGAGAGGACAGAGGGAGAAACACGCACCGAGACACUUCAGAGAUGGGUGAGUUAUAACUAAGAGAGCAGGAGGAAAGGCAGAGAAAGGAAGAGAAGGAGAGCCGUGAGGAAGAGAAAGGGAAAGGAGAUCAGAGACUGAGUCAGCUUUCAGAGGGCAAACACCAGGAGACGAGUUCAGGGAACACCCCAGGAUAUCAAGAAGGACCUGUUCUGUCUGAAUCUUCACCAUGAGCACAAGGAAGAGCUGCCCCUUGCCACUGGGACAUGGAGACCAGGAGGAGCAGCAAAGUGAGGGCACUCCCGACCUGGAGCGACAGGAGUGUGAGAUGGAGCUGAGGAACAAAGCUAUUCUGCAACAGAAGAGGCGCCUCAAACAGGCCACCCAGUUUGUGCACAAGGACUCUGCUGAUCUGCUGCCCCUGGAUGGCUUGACAAGGCUUGGCACCUCCAAGGAUCUGCAGCCCCAUAGUGUGGUCCAGCGGCGCCUCUUGGAAGGCAACCUGAACAAGCUGCGGGGCGAGGCCAGGGGUCAGUCUGCACGGGUUCAAUCUCCGCUGGCAAAAGACCAGGAUGAAAAGAUGGAAAAGGGAGAGGACAGGAGAAAAGAGACUUCACCCCUGCUAAUACAGUGCCAGUGCCAAGGUCAGGAAUUGAAAGUGACUGUUAACACUGGGUGUCUACCAAACCUCAUCUCCAAGAGGUGUUUAAACCAGCUGGGGCUGGAAGAAGUGUCUGCCAUGGACUGUGGAGACCUCUCUCCUCUCAUCCCCAGUGUUGUUGGCCGACUAGAACAUUUGGAAUUGCAGUUUGGCCAGGAGACAGUGCUGUGUUCAGCAUUGGUUGUAGAUGAUGAAAUGCUGGAGUUUUGCAUUGGCCUCCAGACUCUGUUGUCUCUCAAGUGUUGCAUUGACUUGGAGGAAGGAGUCCUGAGAUUUAAAGCACUGAGUGAGGAGCUGCCUUUUCUACAUGCCUCUGAAGAGCCUGGUCAGUGACUGGCUGCAUUCCCCAUGUCUGGAGACUUGCUGCCAUGAGAGAGAUGAGGGUGAGGCUCCCAUGCCCCUAACCUUGCUGAGUUCUAGGCUGAGGCAUUCAAUGGGGAGUGAGAAAAAGGCAAGUGGGUGCUAGAAGCUGUCACUGGGAGUGCCUCAACUUGAGAUAUCCUUCCUUUCAGUGGACCCUCUCGCUUGUCCUGAUGUGCCGAGUGGGCAUUUUGUUCUCGUUCUGCUAUUUGGCCCUAGUCACUCCAAUUUCUGUAAUAAAUUUAUGCUACCCCUUUAAUGACUUUACAACACACUCUGUUCACAAGAGAGUCUCUGUGAACAAUCUCCAGUUGUUCUAUUGACAGGAGAACAGUGUUUUCUUCAAAGACCUCCAAAGAUUACCACAAAUGUUUCCCUCCUCGUUGCCUCAAUGCCAGCAUACACUAGUCCUGUUUCUUUGUCAGAAGGGCUCUGUUCCCUUUGUCUGUACUCUGGGAAGCUGGAUUUUGCUGCUUUUGCUGGCUCAGAGCAGAACAGAAGUAUUUUCCUGGGAAAACCGUGGCAAAAACAGUUUUAGAGUUCUCAGUUCUAAGAAACCUUCACAGAAAUGUUGAGUGCAGACACCUAAAGCACUGACAGGGGCCUGGGCUUUGCCAUUGCAUCUCUGGGCACUAAGCUAUAUUAUACGAAUGGCAACGCUUACCAUCUCUUGGUGUAUACCCUGUGACCAGACUUGCACACCCUGUUCUUCUGGCCAAGCCACUCCUCUCUGCACUCCAGCUGCUAGAGCUGCAUCCCUGUUCCCUCUGCUGCUUCACUGGAGAUCCUGCCACUCAGUUUAAAUGCUGAGAUGAAUUACAGCACCAAGUCUUCUGCUCUGUCAGCUCCUUUCUUCCAACUUGAAAUCCAGUGAUUAAACACAGACACAUCAUCAGCCUUGAGUCCUGGCAUCACACAGCCCAUCAACUUGGCUUCUCUUGCACCAAAUGAGAAUUUGUAGUAUCAGCUCAGGUUAGAGAGCUGUGAACUCAUCUGGAAUGUUAAAGGUGAUUAUUAAGUCAGUUAACAAUUGGGUUUAUUUAAUUUCUAUAAUUUCUUUUUAAUUUCCAUACUAAAGCAUAGCUAUAUUAAAAAUACAGAAUCUAUUCUUAACUAGCUCUAGGGAAAAUGCACUAGAUCAGGGCUCGUUCCAUGCCUCAUGGCUACUGAUUCACUAUCCAAACUGCAAAAUAUACCUUUAUCCACCCUUAAAAGGAUAUGACGACCCAACUUUGCCUAUUUUCCUGGAUUAAACACCGCUGACUCUCUUCCUUUUUUAUCAAACUGGUCAUUGUCCCUGUUGUGCUUCACAAAAAAACUGUAUGCAUUUUGCUUUUUGU